This is a messenger RNA of Camelina sativa (false flax), 557 nucleotides long. The record is from RefSeq and is a predicted model, not a curated record. NCBI's taxonomy places the organism in Eukaryota, Viridiplantae, Streptophyta, Magnoliopsida, Brassicales, Brassicaceae.
AUGAGUAAUGUAUCAUCCAAUUUCACUGAAUCUAGUUUGCAGGGAAGAGGAAGGGCUAUCGGUGUGCCAAAGAGAUUCGAUUUUGUUUUAUUUUUGAUUUUUUNUUUGAUAUCGAAGUCUGAUUCCAACCCUUACAGGAGAUAUUGUCGGUGUCCAUUUGGCGUAGCUAAUAAGCUUAGGAAUGAUGAACACACUUUCAAAUGGGUGGAUGAGGCAUUUGUCAAUGAGAUAGACACAUUGAAUGCAAAGAAUGCUGACCUUGAGAAGCAGCUGAAAGAGAUCAGAACAGAGAGGUUUGAGUUUGAGAAGAUGGUCUAUGAGAAGAUGGAGAAGGAGAUAUUUGAGAAGGUUGAAGAUGGUUUGUCUGAAGCCAAAGCAAGCCAUAAGAAAAUCAUGAUUGUCUUAGUCUUCUUUUGUAUGAUCAUGAUUGGUCUCACUAAGCUACUAGGUUGAAGAACGAGAUGAGUGUUGUUCCUUUAGUUUGUUGUUGCUAUGUUUUUGUUUCAGUUGUAAUAUGUUGCUAUUAAAAGACUAUGAGAUGGUAAUGAGAAGCAAAA